AUGAGACAUGUGUCACGCGGCUCUCUACUUGCUCUUUCUCCUUUUCUCACUUGUCUGUUUCACUUUUCGGCUGCCACCGUCGUCCUCAAUUCUAUCUCCGCCUCUUUUUCCGAUGUUCCUGCCAAAUUUGACGGCUCCGUGACCAGAGACGGAAUAUGCGGAGCUCUGUACGUCGCAGAUCCUCUCGACGGUUGCUCACCGUUGCUCCACGCCGCCGCAUCCAACUGGACGGAAGAGAGAAAUAAGUUCGCAUUGAUCAUCAGAGGGGAAUGUUCCUUCGAGGAGAAGCUGCUGAAUGCGCAGAUCUCAGGUUUUCAAGCUGCGAUUGUCUAUGACAACGUACCCAACGAAGAUCUCAUCGUUAUGAAGCUAAACCCUCUAGACAUAAGGGUGGAUGCAGUUUUCGUUUCAAAUGGGGCGGGUGAGACUUUGAGGAAGUACGCGAGAGGCCGAGAUGGGGAAUGCUGCCUUUACCCGCGGAGCAAAGGAAGUGCUUGGACUGUGCUGGCCAUCUCCUUCUUCUCUCUCCUUCUCAUCAUAACUUUCCUCUUGUUUGCCUUCUUUGCACCCAGACACUGGACCCAAUGGCGAGGCAGGCACACUAGGACCAUGAGGUUAGAUGCAAAGCUGGUCCACUCGCUCCCCUGCUUCACCUUCACUGAUUCUGGUCAGCACAAAUCUGGAGAAACAUGUGCAAUAUGCCUCGAAGAUUAUAGAGCUGCAGAAAGCCUCAGACUUCUCCCCUGCCAACAUGCUUUUCACAUGAGUUGCAUCGACUCUUGGUUGACAAAAUGGGGUACAUCCUGCCCUGUGUGCAAGCAUGAUAUUAGAACCCAGACUUUGUCUUCCGAGGUACACAAACGAGAGUGUGCUAGAACAGAUACAAGUACAAGUAGAGUUACCUUUGCUCAAUCCAGUCAAAGCCAUUAG
Molecule: messenger RNA, 930 nt
Organism: Microthlaspi erraticum
Lineage: Eukaryota; Viridiplantae; Streptophyta; Magnoliopsida; Brassicales; Brassicaceae
Source: the annotation of a GenBank genome assembly